UCUCUCUCCACGUUAGGCAUGCACCGAUUUCGAUUAAAAUUCGAAUAAUCGAACUUCGAUUAUUCGAACCUUCGAUUAUUCGAACCUUCGAUUAUUCGAACCUUCGAUUAUUCGAAAUCGAAAAUAUUCGAACCUUUUUUAUGUUUCUGGCAAAAUACUAGAGCGACGUGAGAGUUCAGAUUAUUUGUGUAAAGUGUAAAAUGAAGUUAAGAUGGAUCUUGAUUAGGCAUGCAACGUAAAGGUUACCAUUACCGUUUUACCGGUUUUCGUCUGUGCUAAAACCGGAAAUAGAACUGUCGGUAAAUGCUCGCAUAGAGCUUCAGGAAUCUGGUUCUUAGCAUAUCAACGGUAUUAAACAGAAACACGGUAAAAACCAUCUGGAUCAUUCUUAGCAAUUUUUGAUGAUAGCAUCCAAGUGUCAGACUUUUACGACAGCACAAACGAAGACGAUAACGCUGCAUAUUCUUUAACUUGAUUUCUUCUUUUCUUAAAACUGUUGUGCUAUGUGACCUACAAUAAACUUUCAAAAUAACUUACGCAUGCGUGAAAGACGUAUUCUUUUAAAGCCAACAAUUUCUCUUCUAUUUAUACAGUCUUGAUAUCUAUAUUCUACUAAAAUCUUCGUGUUCUUUAUUUUUCUCGUCGAUGUACAGACACUACUAUAUCUAUCUACAACCAGACAUGUGCGCCGAUAAAAAAUUUUCGGCGGCGGCGAAUGAAACUUUUACCAUGGGCGGCGGCAGCGCGAGGCUAUGAAAACUUCCUCCGCCUUCGGCGGCGGCGUGUAAAUAUUAGUCAUCGGCGGCGAAUCUCAUAAUUUAACUUCUAAAACGAGAACCUUUUUAAAGUUCUCGUUCUCUUUCAUUUCUGGCACGUUCUUCGCGCCCUGACUGUGUCUGUACGUUGCAGUAUACGAAAAGAUAGAAACGCGUUGCACGCUAGAUGCCUAAGGUAAGAACGUACUAACAAAAAUAGUCAAAAUUUUCUCCGCCCUCGGCGCCGACAAAAGUUCAACAACAUGGCGGCGGCGGCGGAAGUCAGAACAGUUUUUCUCCGCUGUCAGCGGCGGCGGCGAAAGUCGCAAUAAUUUUUCUCCGACUUCAGCGGCGGCGGCGAAUCGGCGAACCGGCGCGGCGGCGCACAUCUCUGUCUACAACACGACUGACACAUUAAUAGAACAAAAAAUAAUAAUGAAAUAUCUCUCUCUCUCCACGUGCUAACUGCCAUACUACAAUAAAAAAGUUCGCUACAGACGCACAGUAUUUCGACAAUUGUUCUGUAUGGGCAUAUUUUUGAAAACCUCGUUUAUAGCUUAUUUUGAAGGCCAGAAAAUUUUCUAUUUUACUAUGUAUGCGCUUUGCUCAAGGACUUUGAAAUCGGAGGAGAAAUUUGCGGAAAACGGUAAAUGGCUUUUGUUGAACUUGUGGCGAAAAAUGAAAUGUAAUUUUUUUUUCAAAGACACCAGAAGGAUUUUUUGAAAAUGGGAAGUGUUGGGAGGUGAAAAGGGAAGCAUUUCUGAUCAUUUCCACUCAAAAUCAUAUUGGGCGAUCUUCUAGCAGAAACCGUUUCCCGUCCUUUGUAUGCAACUCUAAAAAUGAAAUAAUCAUUUUUUUUCCUUUGAAAGAAUUAAACACGGCAGCAGUUUAACAUCAAUAAUUGUAUUGCGGGAAAGCCUUUUCUGGACCUGUGGGUUUCCUUCGCCACACAGAAGAUGCAAGUAGAGAAUUAUUUAUCAUCUAUUUUUCGUUCUGUUGUAGAGAUCUAUCUGAAGUAUUGCUUACCAUGCCAGCAUCGAAAACCCGUAAAAGCACCCGUUAAAAAAACAACAACAUUUCACCUUGUGAUACCUUAUAAACAGUUUUUGAUUAAUCGUUCAGCUAUUAAUGAUGAUGAUACUACUCACACAACUCCACUGACGAAGUUUAAUACAAAAUAUGUAAUAGAUUAUUGGGUACUGCCAGAUGUUCAUUAUCUUGCGAAAAUGCUGCAUCCAAAUUUAAAAAGUUUUAACCAUACACCCGACAAAAAAUUAUAUGCUGAAAGUUUAUUGAAAAUUGCAUUUAAUAAACUGACACCAUUAGAUACAAAUGUUCAAGAUAAAACAAAAACGAAAGAUGGUAAAAAGCUAGUCAAUCCAAUACCAAAGACACUUAUUGACCCAUUAGAUGAAAUAUUUGAUAAACCGAUUGUAAAAGGUAAUUUGGUGAAACCAGAAUCACCCAAAACAGAAUUAGACUUAUAUUUAUAUGAUGAAACAAAAAUUGAAAAAGAAACAAAUAUUUUAAAUUAUUGGAAAUUGAAUGAAACUCAAUAUCCUAUAUUAGCUCAGUUAGCUAAACAAAUACUUUGCAUUCCUGCUACAAAUACGGCCAUUGAACGCUUAUUUUCGUAUAGCAGUAACACAAUCACUAAUCGUCGAACAAGAUUAGAAACUGAGCGAGUCAAUCACCUGCUGUUUAUCCAGCGUAAUUUAUCUAUAUUACGAGAAAUUUUCCCCCCAGUUGGUGAAGAAUUUAGUAAGCGAAAAAAUAGUUUACAAUCAACAUCAUCCACACCACAAUUGUCACUAACUAAACGGCAACGAACUGAUUUUGUUGGAGAAGAGGAAGAAAAUAUGGAUGAUAAUAAUGAUAAUGAUUAA
Molecule: messenger RNA, 2641 nt
Organism: Didymodactylos carnosus
Lineage: Eukaryota; Metazoa; Rotifera; Eurotatoria; Philodinida; Philodinidae
Source: the annotation of a GenBank genome assembly